Protopolystoma xenopodis is the source of this 312-nucleotide messenger RNA. The record is from the annotation of a GenBank genome assembly. Lineage: Eukaryota; Metazoa; Platyhelminthes; Monogenea; Polystomatidea; Polystomatidae.
AUGACGCUACUUGUUCAAUCUCAUGUAGUCGUUGGUCGCUGGGGCGCGGGUCUGCUCAUAGUGACUGAACUGGUACCACUCAUUGUCACGGUGAAGGGUGACAUGAAGCCCAACUUCAUUCUGAUGCUCUUUCUGUCCACUUUGGCUGAUUGUCUGUUUGCGAUUUGGGCUUUUUUGCCGAAUCCAAUUCAGCUAAAUUGCCACACACAAGCAAGUCACGACGUCCAGUUUCGCUGCUAUGACUGCUGUCGGCGGGCGUGGCGACGUGAGCAAACGGUUUCACGUGUCAGAUCAAGACCGCUUCACGGCUGA